CUCGCCCUCCCAGUUUCGGUUUCCAAUCUUGUUCCAGUAUUUAGAAUUAUGAUUUUUGUUCUGAAUCAGAUCCUUGUUUAUCUCUAUCCACGUGCCUAUGUGUGGCCGGCUUGAGUGUUUAAUCCGGCUCCAAACUCGGCCGAGUCGGACCGGCAUUUUAAUCAAGUACUGUCUUCGGAGUUCCCUUGCCGUUUCCCCCUGCUAGUGGUAGUGAAUUUACACUCGCCGCAGCCUUACAGUCUAAUGGCCGCCGCCAUGACUCUGUCACCGGCCACCGCUUCCCUCCGCCUCCUCUCUCUCUGCCGCAGGACCACCAAACCCGCCACCGUACGUCGCACCUACACCUGCUUCUUAUCAAAACCUCUUACUUAUUCCAAGCCAUCACAACCCUUCUGCCUCCGCCGGAGCUUCUGCUCUGUAGUUUGCUCAUCUUUUUCAUCAAGCGAAGCCAUCGAUAGGUCUUUACCAGGCAACUCUGGGGCUCAAGAAAUCGAAAAGAGCAGGAGAAUUGGGGAAUUCAGGAAAAGAUUGAGAAUCGCCGAGAUAAAAGGAGGCCCUGAUGAGGGUCUGGGUCGAUUGGGUGAGACUAUGGUGGUUCGAGGCUGGGUUCGAACUUCGAGAAUUCAGAGCAGCAUUACAUUUAUAGAGGUUAAUGAUGGGUCAUGCCUUUCGAAUUUGCAAUGCGUUAUGAGCUCGGAUGCGGAGGGUUAUGAUCAGGUCGAGAAUGGCAUGGUUUUAACCGGAGCAUCAUUAUGGAUACAAGGCACCUUAGUACGCAGCCAAGGAUCAAAACAAAAAGUAGAACUGCAAGUUGGGAAGCUUGUGAUGGUUGGUAAAAGCGAUCCUUCCUUUCCCAUUCAGAAGAAGCGAGCCACCAAUGAGUUUUUGAGAACCAAGGCACAUCUUCGCCCUAGAACAAAUACUUUUGGUGCGGUUGCAAGAGUGAGGAAUGCUCUGGCCUAUGCCACACACAAGUUUUUCCAAGAAAAUGGUUUUGUUUGGGUCUCAAGUCCCAUUGUCACUGCCUCUGAUUGCGAAGGAGCAGGUGAACAGUUUUGUGUGACAACCUUGAUCCCUAGCUCCAAAGAACCUAUGAAUUCCCCAGUGAAUGAAAUCCCCAAAACUAAAUCAGGUUCUGUCGACUGGUCUCAAGAUUUUUUUGGGAAGCCGGCCUUUUUAACAGUUUCUGGACAACUCAAUGCUGAAUCAUAUGCAACUGCCCUUACUGAUGUCUAUACAUUUGGUCCUACAUUUAGAGCAGAAAAUUCUAACACUUCGAGACACUUGGCAGAAUUUUGGAUGAUUGAGCCAGAACUUGCAUUUGCUGACUUAGACGAUGACAUGUCAUGUGCAACUGCCUAUCUCCAGUAUGUAGUGCAAUAUAUUUUGGAGAAUUGCAAAGAAGACAUGGAGUUCUUCAACACAUGGAUUGAGAAAGGGAUCAUUAAAAGAUUAAGUGAUGUUACUGAGAAAAAUUUCGUGCAAUUGACUUACACUGAUGCAAUCAAACUACUCUCCAAAGCAAAAAGGAAGUUUGAGUUCCCGGUUAAUUGGGGGUGUGAUUUGCAAAGUGAGCACGAACGUUAUAUCACGGAGGAAGCGUUUGGUGGAUGUCCAGUCAUAAUAAGAGAUUAUCCAAAGGACAUCAAGGCAUUUUACAUGCGCGUGAAUGAUGAUGGAAAGACUGUUGCGGCUAUGGAUAUGCUGGUUCCUCGGGUGGGUGAGCUUAUGGGUGGAAGCCAGAGAGAAGAGCGUCUCGAGUACCUGGAGAAACGUUUAGACGACUUAAAUCUGAAUAAAGAAAGCUAUUGGUGGUAUCUUGAUCUACGCCGUUACGGUUCAGUUCCUCACGCCGGGUUUGGGCUUGGCUUUGAGAGGCUUGUGCAAUUUGCUACAGGGAUGGAUAAUAUAAGGGAUGCAAUACCAUUUCCUAGAACGCCUGGCAAUGCCGAGUUUUGAUUUUCGGUACCCGUUUGGUUUUAAAGGGCAUGAAUUUCUGCAGAUGGGUAACAGUAUUGUUCACCUUGGAGGGUGGAGUGCAGGGUUAGUACUGUCAUUUCAAUGUGAGUAUAACCUUUCUAUGUGUUUUUUUUGCUGUUGAAAACAUAGUACACUCCCUUUUUUUCACAUGUAAAUGAGCACAUUAAUAUUUAAUUUGGAAAAAAUCAAUAAGAUUUACGUAU
Cuscuta campestris is the source of this 2183-nucleotide messenger RNA. Lineage: Eukaryota; Viridiplantae; Streptophyta; Magnoliopsida; Solanales; Convolvulaceae. The record is from the annotation of a GenBank genome assembly.